AUGCAAGAUAGGGGAGGAUGUGGGGGCCUGGAGACUCAUGAAAGCUUUUUGGGAAUUUCAGGAAUAGAAAUGCUGAUGACAGAGAAAACAAGAAAUGGGACAGCCAUCCAAGAGUUCAUCCUUGAGGGGUUCCCUGCAGCCCAGCACCUGGGGAUCCUGCUUUUUCUAGUGCACUUGCUGGCCUACGUGGCUUCCCUCAUGGGCAACAUGCUCAUAAUUAUCAUCACCUGCGAGGACCACCGCUUACAGACACCCAUGUACUUCUUCCUCAGCAGUUUCUCCUUUGUCGAGUGUUGUUUUAUUACCACCGUUAUCCCCCAGCUGCUAGCCAUCUUUCUUUCAGGGAGGCAAACGAUUUCCUUUGUAGCCUGCUUCACACAAGCCUUCGUCUUUCUUUUCUGGGGAGCAACGGACUUUUUCCUCCUGGCCGUGUUAUCCGUGGACCGGUACCUGGCCAUCUGCAAACCUCUGCAUUACCCCACCCUCAUGAGCCCAAGGAUGUGUUUCUUCCUCGUUACCGUCUGUUUCGUUCUGGGAUUCCUCUUCAUGUCCAUUCCGGUUGUGAUGCUUUCCCAGUCAUUUUACUGUGGCCCCAAUGUUAUUCCUCACUAUUUCUGUGAUUUUGGACCACUGGCAAAUCUCUCCUGUUCAGAAACCAGGUCUAUUGAAAUGUUGUUUUUUAACCUUGCUUUAAUUGUGCUUUUUACAACCCUUCUUAUAGCCAUCUUUGCGUACAGCAAUAUAGUAGCCACAAUUGUGCGGCUCCCAUCAGCCAGGGAGCGACAGAAAGCUUUUUCCACCUGCUCAUCCCACCUCAUUGUCCUCUCUCUAAUGUACGGCAGCUGUGUGUUUAUAUACGUGAAACCAAAGCAAGCAAGUAGGCUAGAAUCCAACAGAGAGGCUGCUCUGGUGAACACAGUCGUGACACCGCUUCUGAACCCUGUCAUCUACACUCUGCGCAAUAAGCAGGUCCACCAGGCUCUCAGGGAUGCGCUGUCCAGGGUCAAAUUGCACAGAUAG
Cricetulus griseus (Chinese hamster) is the source of this 1020-nucleotide messenger RNA. The record is from RefSeq and is a predicted model, not a curated record. NCBI's taxonomy places the organism in Eukaryota, Metazoa, Chordata, Mammalia, Rodentia, Cricetidae.